Molecule: messenger RNA, 1704 nt
Organism: Henningerozyma blattae CBS 6284
Lineage: Eukaryota; Fungi; Ascomycota; Saccharomycetes; Saccharomycetales; Saccharomycetaceae
Gene: PCH2
Product: Pch2p
Exons: 1
Coding region: 1-1704 (567 amino acids)
Biological process (GO): meiotic recombination checkpoint signaling; reciprocal meiotic recombination
Cellular component (GO): chromosome; nucleus
Molecular function (GO): ATP hydrolysis activity; ATP binding
Source: RefSeq, a predicted model, not a curated record
AUGUUUAUGGUUGAUAUUCAAGUGUCUGAAUGUUCACUGUUGGAAGUUAAUGCAAUAUUACAGGAUUUGCAUCCCAAAAAUUCUACACAGGAUAAUGAAGAAAAUACAUAUUCGAUGAAAAAUUUCUUACAAAUUCUCAAAUUAGUUGUACAAAAGAAAAUUUGCAAACUGCCACAUAACUCGCUCAAUGGAUUGAUCAUUACUCAAAGUGAUCUUUUUAUUGAAGGCCAAGGCUCCAUUUCAAUAAAAACUCCUCCAUCUGAAGCUCAAAAAAAAUUAAUUUGUUCCUUAAUUAAAGUUAUGUUUUAUAAUAUAGCUGAAGGUAAAUCUUUAAAUGAAAUUUGUGACUUCAAUUAUAAUUUAAUACUAUCUUUAUUUGUAGUAAAAAUUUAUUGUGAAGAACUUGUUGAAUUCGAAUUAGAAAAUCAUUCAACGUAUAGUUUACAUAAUCCAACCAAUUCUUAUGAAUUUUUACAAAGAAAAAUUAGAUCAAUUCUUGAUGAUACAAUAAACACUAAGGAACAAGAACAAACGAGAAGAGUAGGCCAUUUUAAAGAAGCACAUUACCAAUAUAAUAUAUUUUACAAUAUUGAGCCCAAGCCUAAGAAUUCAGAUAUAUCCAAAAGCUUGGUGGAUGACUUUAAUAAUAUAUAUAUCAAUAAAGAUAGUGAUGAAAAUGAAUCGGAUAAUGAUGGUGAAAACAUGAUGUCCGAUGAUGAAUUAACAGUGGUUACAGAUGCUGAAAGCUUUUCAAAAAAAGGACUAUCUUCACUAAAUAUUUCAAAAAAAACAAUUGAAUUUACAACUAUUACAAGUUUGCCAUCUUCUGAAUUCGAAGGUGUAUGGGAAUCCUUACAUUUCGAAAAUAAUUUAAAACAGAAGAUCUACUCACAUUCAACAAUAGCUCUAAAAGUAGCUGAUUUUACAAAUAUAGGGAGAUCAAAAGAUUUCAACAUAUCUAAUAUUUCAAAUAACAAGCUACUCCUAUUACAUGGACCACCAGGAACUGGGAAAACAUCUAUUUGCAAAGCAUUAUGCCAAAAGUUGUCAGUAAGACAGGGAAAUAAUUAUGAACUGGAUUUUAAUACUAUUCAAGAGCCUAAGGGCAUACUCGUUGAAUUACAAUGCUCUAAAAUAUUCUCUAGAUGGUUCGGAGAAUCUACAAAAAAUAUAUCAACCAUAUUCAAUGACAUCCACAAGUUACUGAAAAUAUAUGAAGGUAGAAAUAUAUUUGUUUGUCUUCUUAUUGAUGAAGUUGAGACGAUUGCUCUUUCAAGACAAAGCUUAUUAGGAAAGAAUGAAUCUAUGGACAGUGUAAAAGUAGUAAGUACCUUGCUAACAAAUUUGGAUUCUUUAAAAAAAUAUAACAACUUUCUAGUAUUGGCAACUUCCAAUUUGCUGGAAUCACUGGAUCCUGCAUUCAAAGAUAGGGCAGAUGCAAUAUUUUAUGUAGGUUCUCCUUCAGUAAGUGGGAUUAUUAAAAUUUUAAACUCUAGUUUCCAAGAACUACUCAAUAAAGGCGUGCUCACCAAUAAAUAUGCCAAUCAAUCGGAUCCCCUAAAAGGUCAGAGUUAUCAAAGCCUUAUUACUCUUUUAGCCGAAAAAUGUAACGUAUGUAUAAUUAUACUUUAUUUCCACCAGAAUACCAUAACGUGCUUUGAUAGUUUACUAACACAAAUACAUGCUUUUUUCUCUCAUCUUUAG